AUGGCGGCAGCAAGCAGUCAACUCUCCUUCAUGGAGAGAAUAGACAUCAUAUCUGCCCAGCUGGGUCUGAUUCGUACUCUCCUAUACACUGCAUUUACUGGUUUCUUCAGAGAUGAUCGUUAUGCCGCCAGCUACAAGCACCAUAUCACUCAUAGCAUAGUCCGGGCGAUGCUAGCACGGUUGAAUUCAGUCCAGCUAAAAACGCUCAAACCUAGCUUUAGAUCAUGCUAUGAGAAGUUCUGCAAGGAGAAAAACCUGAAAUCCAAUAUUGUGACUUUCAAAUCAGGACUCGAGGCGUUUUGGAUUGGUGAUCCAAAUGCAAAAUAUGUCUUUAUCUAUUUCCAUGGCGGCGGAUAUGCUCUUGAUGGAGACGGCCUUCAUUUGAGCUUCUGGCACAGUGUGCAGAAAGAUCUUGAUGCUGCUGGAAAGUCCGUGGCCUGGCUAUAUGUUGCAUACAGUCUUACUCCCCAUCGAACGUAUCCGACUCAAAUUUGCGAAGCUAUCGAGGCUCUUAAAUAUGUCCAUGAAGAGAAACACCGUCCGUCUUCAGAGAUCAUCAUCGGCGGUGACUCUGCUGGUGGCGCCCUCACCCUAGCGAUCCUAUCCCACCUCUCACAUCCAUCUCCUGACUUUCCUAAUGUGGAGAUAAGUGGGAAGUUCAAGGCGGCUGUCGUAAUGGCACCAUGGGUUAGUCUUCGAUUCGACUGGCCCAGCUUCAAAAGCAAUGAGUUCAAGGACUCAAUCACUGCCAUAAGAUUACAGGAGUGGGCAUCUUUGUACCAGAAUGGAAAGCCAAGCAACAAUUACAUUGAGCCAGUCGAAGCGCCCCCGAGUUGGUGGAAGGAAGUUCCAGUAGACCAAAUGUUGUGCACCGCUGGAGGAGAUGAGAUUCUGCUCGACCAGAUCUCGGAAUGGGUCGCAAAAUAUAAGUCUGUGCAUCCAGACAUGACGACCUAUAUGGUUGGCAAGGACGAAUGCCACAUCGCACCUAUAAUAGAGCCCAUGUUGAUGGACACUAGCGAGACGGAACAGGGCAAAGCUAUCAAAGCCUGGUUGAAAGCGAGAUUGUGA
Molecule: messenger RNA, 1071 nt
Organism: Endocarpon pusillum Z07020
Lineage: Eukaryota; Fungi; Ascomycota; Eurotiomycetes; Verrucariales; Verrucariaceae
Exons: 5
Coding region: 1-1071 (356 amino acids)
Molecular function (GO): hydrolase activity
Source: RefSeq, a predicted model, not a curated record